This is a messenger RNA of Folsomia candida, 1145 nucleotides long. Its product is annotated as protein maternal effect lethal 26. Gene Ontology annotation, cellular component: cytoplasm. Bases 95 to 1117 code for a protein of 340 amino acids. The transcript is spliced from 6 exons. Gene Ontology annotation, molecular function: ubiquitin protein ligase binding. Gene Ontology annotation, biological process: proteasome-mediated ubiquitin-dependent protein catabolic process; regulation of proteolysis. The record is from RefSeq and is a predicted model, not a curated record. NCBI's taxonomy places the organism in Eukaryota, Metazoa, Arthropoda, Collembola, Entomobryomorpha, Isotomidae.
UGCAACGAGUCAAAUUAAACCCGUGCCCAGCUUUUUCAUCCUUUAUUUUUUAACGUACCAAGAAAACUCUAAAACUCACAAAAAAUUAAUAGAAAUGGCGACUUGUAAACCCGUGUUGGCCAAUGCCAUUGUCACCAUAAAUACGUGGAAAGAGAGUUACAUCUGGGUAAUUACGGCCGACACGAUAAUGAUGAACGAGAACACGUCCUUUCCCACGUUGAUUAUAGAAAGUCCAAAGUUUGGUUAUGGCACAUUGACAAAGCUGCAGUAUGACUGCUCUGCAGAAAUAACGAGGUCCAACGGACACGUGAAGAUACGCUUUUCCAUGCCGGACGGACCCAAAAAAUCGGUUAUCAAAUUGAUCAAAAUCGGUGUCGUGAUUCGCGACGGGCCGAAAUCCUUGUCCUCCAUCGAAGGUCCGCCUAAUCGACGGGACAUGACGAACAACACCAGUUGUGAUAGAGUCUUCGUAUUCGGACCGCAUUUUCCUGACAAAGUGGAUUCCAUUAAAGUCACACUGGAAUUUCUGAUUGAAAAUGAGCCUUCUGUCCGACACUUGAGUCCAUUUGACGAGCUUGAAGAAAACCCCUCAAACGAGGGUUUCUCGGACUAUUUUAUGUCCAAAUUUCUAUCUGAUAUAACCAUUCUCUGUGACGAAAAGGAAAUUCCUGCCCAUAAGUUCAUACUUUGCAAGCGGAGCCCCGUGUUUCGAAAAAUGUUUCAAGGAAAUAACUUGGAAUCGGCGAAAAACAAGGUUACAAUUGACGACGGUUAUUCCACCGUGUCAGCCAUGAUUAACUGGAUGUAUAACGGAUGCACGGGCGACAUCGACCUUCAGGGGGCCAUUGACCUGUACAAACUUUCAGAUCGGUAUGAAUUGCACUCGCUAACUCGCACUUGUGGGAAACUGAUCUACGCCGGAAUUAGGGUAGAAACCGCAUUGGAAAUCUAUCUUUUGGGAAAAGUUUAUCAGGACAAAGCUCUCGUGGAUAAGGCUGUCUCCGUUAUUAUCAAAAACAAGGAAGAUGUGUUUGCCGAUGAAAAACUGUGCACCGAGUAUUUUGAGAAGUAUCCACAAUUCAUGCAUCCAUUUUUGACGGACAAGUUCCAACCGUAAUUUUGAAAUUCUGAAAACUUUUGCAUAU